UACAGAUGCAUCGAGUCUAUUCGUCUCCACAUGUUUGAUUCGUAACUGGGUCUUCUUCUCAACAAAAUGUUAGAGUUGCUUGCAAGAGUUUGAUAUUAGGAGCUUCUUGUAACACCAAACAUGGAAGGGAACAAUCAACUCAUAGCUUACUUUGUGUAAAAAAACAAAAAACAAAAAUGGACACUUCUCCUCUCAACAAAUUGGUGGAUUGUGCUAAGGCCAUUGAAGGGGGUAACCUGAAUGAUGCAGAUUUGCUCUUGAAGGAGAUCAUAGCUUCCAACGAAUCCUUAUCAAGAGCAACAAAAUCACUCGUCAAGUACUAUGCUGAAGCUCUGGUUCGGCGACUCUAUAAACUUUAUCCUCGGAAUCUUACACCGUUAAUACCUUCCGGCACGGAUCAGCUUCCCGAAACAGACUACCCAUUUUCUCCCUUCUUCUGCUUCGGUGAUUUUACAACCCUCGACCCCGUGAGGAUGCCAUAAAAGGAAAGCGAAGAGUCCACAUUAUUGAGUUCGGAAUUGUGGUAAGUUUCUGGCGGUACUAUGAUUUGUUUCGUGAUGUCACCAGGCAGUCAACAGGCCCGAUAUCGUUCCGCUUGACGUUUGUCGGACCAGUUCUGUCCAUAGCUGCUGACCAUACCCAAAAGACACUUGAGAGACUUCACGGAGAAGCCGAAAGGUUUGCUAUUGACUUUGAAGUGAGACAUUUGGUUGCUAAUAGUGCUGCUGAUAUUGUUGAUUCUGUUCUCAAACUCACAAGAGCAAGUGGGGAUGAGACGAUUGUCGUGAAAUGGAAAUUUCAACUCCACAAACUGCUCACACUAACAGGUGCAAGCGAGAAGGUUUUGUCAAAAUUGAGAGAACUGAAACCAGAGAUCAUGAUAAUUGUUGAGCAAGAAGCAAGCCAUAAUGGUCAAAAUCUCUUGGACUGUUUCAGCAAGUCAUUCCAAUAUUACUCCAUUGUUUUUGACUCCCUGGACAAGGACAACGUAGACAUUAACUCGGACGGAGUCCGCCGCAAGGUGUUUUGGGAGAUGUCCUUCAGGCGUCAGAUCUGUAAAUUGGUGGCUCCAGGAGGCACAGACCACAUUGAGCGACAUGAGACAUUCGCUUAUUGGCAAGACAGACUACGUCGUUUUGGGUUUCGCCAUUAUCGCUUCAAGCCCCAAUCUUUUAGCAAUUUCUGUAGAGAACAAAUGCCCGAGUACAGCUGGGAAGAAAAGGAUCGGCAUCCACAGCUAAGAAGGAAGGGAAUCCCCUUGGUUUUCAGCUCAGCUUGGAAACCUGAUCCUACUCAGCUCAAUAGUGGGUCAAAUAUGGAGUUAGAUGAAGAGAAUUAUUCUAAAUUCCAUGAAAACCAGCUUGAUGAUCCUCACAUAAUGACACAAGAAAUUAUGUGGUCUGAAAAGUGCUUCUCAAUCAAUCAAAUUGCUGCUUCAGUUGAGAUAUAUGACAUUUUGGAAUAUACAUGUAAUGUACAUAAUCUACCUCUGGCUCUCACAUGGAUUUCAGAUAGGAGAGACUGUAAUGUAAAUUCAAAUGGGAAACUUCGAAUAGUUGAAAGUGCUUGCUAUCUGAAUGACAUAACAAUGGAAGGGUUUGUGGAGGCAUGUGGACAACACCAUCUUGAGGAAGGACAAGGUGUAGCUGGAAAAGCACUUCAAUUAAAUGGCAUGUACUUUAUCCCUGAUGUUUCCGAGCUUAGUGCAGAUGCUUAUCCAUUUGUUUGUGAUGCCUGGGAAUUUGGCCUUCACGCUGCUGUCUCAUUCAAGCUAGAAAACAUUCACAUGAGCAGAGUUGAUCACGUUUUAGAAUUUUUUCUCCCAACAGAAACAAAGGAUGUUUCAGAACAUAAACUUUUGAUAGAUGGGAUCUCUUCUAUCCUGCAGAAGAACUGUAGGAAUUCAUGGGUAAUUUCUGGCAUGGAAUUAUCUGAGGAUAACAUGGACUCUGUAGUUAGAUCUGAAGGGGCUAUUUCUGACCGCUCUCUACCAGCAUCAUUAGACAAUGGUAGUUUCAAUACAAAUGGUAUGAUCAUAGCUAGCGAUGCGGUGAACGCAACUGACCAUGGAAUAGAAAUUGGUGUUGAAGCUCAUGAACAGGAUGUGGGAGACCAAAAUUCUACUUUUGAAGCAGCUUCAACUGGAAUCACGUCUAUCUUGCAACAGAAAUCUAGGAAUUCAUGGAAAGAUUUCUCUGAACAAUUAAGUGGGGCUAAUUUUAGCUCUGAAGUUAGGAUAGAGAAUUUCGAGACAAGUGACGUCAGACCAGCGGGUAUUUCAGACAGCUAUUACAAUUCCAGUGAAUUCAUGGAAUUAUGCAAUAUUUCUAACCCAGCAAGUGAUGGUGAGGAAGUACAGGAGGCUCGUGACCAGGAAGUCGAGGAACAAGAAUUUGCAUUUGUACCAGAAGCUCCAAGCCCUGAUAACGAGGAGGGCGGCAGGGGUACUUCUCGUUUGAAUGCAAGCGCUAGAAACAAACGAAGGAGGACAUCAGAGGUGUGGCAAUACUUUGAAGAAGUUAGAGAAAAUGGAGAAAUUUUGGCCAAAUGCAAAAGUUGUAGUACUAGAUACAGAGGGGAAAGCACAAGGGGAACUACAAAUCUGCACAAACACCUAAAAUCAUGUGCAGGAAAGAAAUAAAAAGGCUGAAACAGAACUAUCCUUCGCCUUUAAAACUUAACAAGUCCAUGUAUUUGAAGAAACAUAGUUUGUUUUCAACUUUUGACCUGAUAUUGAAGUUGUGGUCGAUGAGUCCUAUCAAAUGUUCCUCAGGAAUUGAAGUCGUCAAUGCAAUAUUUAGCAUCCUCUGCUGCUAGUGAAGUAAUGAGAUUUCCUGAUA
This is a messenger RNA of Populus euphratica (Euphrates poplar), 2840 nucleotides long. RefSeq lists its product as uncharacterized. Lineage: Eukaryota; Viridiplantae; Streptophyta; Magnoliopsida; Malpighiales; Salicaceae. The coding region runs from base 878 to 2641 and encodes 587 amino acids. The record is from RefSeq and is a predicted model, not a curated record. The transcript has 6 exons. Gene Ontology annotation, molecular function: DNA binding; DNA-binding transcription factor activity.